GGUGCUGGAAGCUGUGCGACACAAAAUGAACGAGAAAAACCUUUGAAAAUCCGCCCACAGUGGCGUUUUGUGGGCUUGAAUCAGCCCGGAAAGGGGCGUGUGGGCCGGCGUGCGACUCGCCUGGGAAGAGGAUGGCAUUAAAUGACCCGUGAACCCUAAUUUUACACCCAACCGGAGCCCCUCCGGGUCGGUCGCGCCGCGCAUCGAACGAACCCUCGCUCUUUUUGGUAGUGCGUCUGCUUUCUGGCGUCUCUACGUGCCGCGCGCCCGGGCGGGGACCUGACGGGUCAGGAACAACAAUGGGAGAAGUUUGUGACGCGCAGCGCAGAGAGACAUGGCUUUUUGUGACUUGGCAAGUCUGCAACGUUUUCAUGUCUUUAUUCUUCGCUCUUGCCACAUAUGUACAGAUCAAUGAUCCAGACGCGGGGUUGUGGAUGGUCGGCUACGGGGUUCCCGCGGUCCUGUGUGCGUUCAUUGGCCUCAAGCCCCGCGUGACAGAGACUUUGCCCUGGAGGCGUGUCGCUGAUCUGCAUGUGAUGAUAUCCGGCGCUGCUGUUGCCGUGUUAGGUCGGGCGCUUUACAAAGGGCGGAUCACGCACAUCUUCCAGCAGGAGGAGGGCAGAGAAUUUUCUGGUCUCAUGCUGACGGUUGUUUGGCUUCUCCUGUGUCGCCACUCCGGAAGGGCUCCAGUCGGGAUGCUCCGAGUCUCUACGGCCGCCGCCAUCACAGUCUUCCCCUUCGUGGCCUGGCUUUACUACUACAUCAACAAGGAGCUGAGAGCCAGCUGGCCUUCACAUUGUAAAACUGCUAUUUAGACCUAGACGUCUCAAUAUAUAUAUAUUUUUUUUUUUCAGCUAAUUAGUCAUUCAUUUUUUUCGAUGUUGUUAUGACUGAAAAUCCUGGACCACGUACGCUGCUUGAGUAAACAUUUUGUAGCAUCGUUAUAAGCUCAUUUCUUUGGAAAUUGUGUCAAUUUCCAAAGAAAUUAUGUAUUUUGUCUAAUGUUUGCCCACAAACUUUAUUGCAUCAGUACUACAAUCUCUAUCUUUCCCUUUAAAGUUCAAUUUGAUGCAUAAUUGUGGACUGAUAUGGAUUAAAGAUUUAAGAGAUGUUGAUGAUUUUUACAUUUACUCUGAUAUUUCUCUUUCAAAUGAAGUGCACUGUGUAAAUAGUAUAAAAUUUGCUAAUAAAAAAAGUGAAUCAA
This is a messenger RNA of Xiphias gladius (swordfish), 1204 nucleotides long. RefSeq names its product transmembrane protein 220 (gene tmem220). NCBI's taxonomy places the organism in Eukaryota, Metazoa, Chordata, Actinopteri, Istiophoriformes, Xiphiidae. The coding region runs from base 300 to 815 and encodes 171 amino acids. The record is from RefSeq and is a predicted model, not a curated record. The transcript has 6 exons.